GACACACUGUAUAUACCAUAACCUAAACAACAACUUCUUUCUUACACACCAAAUAUCCUUUUAUUAAUUCUUCCUUUUAUUACUCUGCAAGCUAAUUAGCUACUACUACUCCUAUUAAGAUGGUGACAGUUAAUGAUAUCCGCCAAGCACAAAGAGCUGAAGGCACUGCCACUGUGUUAGCAAUCGGCACUGCAACUCCUCAAAAUUGUGUGGAUCAGACUACAUAUCCGGAUUUCUACUUCCGUAUCACAAACAAUGAACACAACAUAGAGCUCAAAGAAAAAUUCAAGCGCAUAUGUGAAAAAUCUAUGAUUAAGAAGAGAUACCUGCAUUUAACAGAAGAUAUUUUGAAGAAAAAUCCAAGUUUCUGUGAAUAUAUGGCACCUUCAUUGGAUGCCAAACAGGAGAUCCUAGUUUUGGAAAUACCAAAGCUAGGAAAAGAGGCUGCAACAAAGGCAAUCAAGGAAUGGGGUCAACCUAAAUCCAAGAUUACUCAUCUCAUCUUUUGCACUUCAAGUGGUGUGGAUAUGCCUGGUGCUGACUAUCAACUCACAAAGCUUUUAGGCCUAAGCCCAGAUGUAAAGCGUUAUAUGAUAUACCAACAAGGCUGUUUUGCUGGUGCAAUGGGACUUAGUUUAGCUAAAGAUUUGACUGAGAACAACAAAGAUUCUCGUGCGUUGUUGGUUUGUUCGGAGAUGAGAAUAUUAACUUUCUCUGGACCUAGUGAUGCUAAUGUUGAAGGUCUUGUGGGACAGGCAUUGUUUGGAGAUGGUGCGGCAGCUGUGAUUAUUGGUUCUGAUCCAUUGCCAGAAGUUGAGAAGCCUUUGUUUGAAUUGGCAUGGACUGCACAAACCAUCCUUCCAGAUAGCGGAGGAUCUAUUAAAGGUGAGAUUCGUGAAGUAGGAAUGAUAUUACAUCUCCUCAAGGAUGUUCCUGACCAUAUUUCAAAACACAUUGAAAAAGCUCUUGUUAAGGCCUUUCAACCUUUGAAUAUCUCGGAUUACAAUUCCAUUUUUUGGAUUGCACACCCAGGUGGACGCGCCAUUCUUGACCGAGUUGAAGCAAAAUUAGGCUUAAAGCCAGAGAAAAUGCAAACCACUAGAUAUAUACUAAGCAACUAUGGUAACAUGUCAAGCGCGUCUGUACUAUUCAUCAUGGAUGAGAUGAGGAGGAAAUCAAAAGAAGAAGGCCUUGCCACAACAGGUGAGGGACUUGAAUGGGGUGUGCUUUUUGGAUUUGGACCUGGACUUACUGUCGAGACUGUUUUGCUCCGUAGUGUGGCCAUUUAAAUCCGCACAUGUUACUUGGAAAACAAGUUUCUUUUCCACAUGCCCUUUUCUUUUGUAUCAAUAAGUGGAUGUAAUACUUAUGUGUUUCCCCUAAGUUGUUGGUCAUUCACAUUCCCAUGUUUCAUCUAUCUAGAAUUAAUCAUGGUUAUCGGUGUGUUAUGUAAAACUUUGAUUUUCUAUUAUCUAAUAAAACCUUCGUUUACA
Messenger RNA from Vicia villosa (hairy vetch), 1493 nucleotides. Its product is annotated as chalcone synthase 1A-like. The coding region runs from base 120 to 1289 and encodes 389 amino acids. NCBI's taxonomy places the organism in Eukaryota, Viridiplantae, Streptophyta, Magnoliopsida, Fabales, Fabaceae. The transcript has 3 exons. Gene Ontology annotation, biological process: polyketide biosynthetic process. Gene Ontology annotation, molecular function: acyltransferase activity, transferring groups other than amino-acyl groups. The record is from RefSeq and is a predicted model, not a curated record.